This is a messenger RNA of Rotaria socialis, 2916 nucleotides long. Lineage: Eukaryota; Metazoa; Rotifera; Eurotatoria; Philodinida; Philodinidae. The record is from the annotation of a GenBank genome assembly.
AUGACAACAUCAUCAUUAUCAACUCUUUCAGCAGAGGCUAAAGAAUUCUUACCAUCAGUAUCGAUUCCUCCUUCAACAAUAAUUCCAUUGUAUAUUAAUGAAAAUACUGUUGCAUCCGUUUAUUCAUCGCAAUUUCAACAACAACAACAACUAAUUUAUCCAUUAUUAAAAGUGCCUGAAAUUGAAUUUCAUAUACAAUCAUCACAACAAUUUCAUAUUGAUUCAAGUCGCGCAAAUCCACCACGAUCAUCAAUUACGUCAAAUCCAUCGCAAAUUGUUCUUCUACCAACAAACCGGUGUUAUCCCGACGCACAAAUACUCUAUCCGCCAAAUGAUCAGUCAUCAGGAUUUUAUCCAACGAAUUAUUCAUUUCCACAACCAAAAUCUAAUCGAAUCUCAUCACAUCAUCAACAACGUGGUGGUAUCAAUCAUUCAAAUAAUCCUCGGCAUUCGAAUUAUGGUCAACAAGAAUCAACAGCAUUGAAUAGUCGUCGAAAUUUUCAUCCAACAAAUAAUAAACGAAUAUUAAAACGUGGUGCUGCACAUACAAUACAACAACGAGAUCAAUCUCAUAAUGAGAAUAUUUAUCACUUAAAUAAUGACGACACUCGAUUUAAAUUUCGAUCCGAAGACUUUCCAAGCCUUCCCAUCAAUUUGAAUCAAGAAUCUGAUAAACCAGCCGUUCAAUCAUUGAUAUCCACAAAUACAAAGCCAACUCCAUCCUGGAAUACAAUAGUUUCAACUCCACGACCUCGUUCUACAUCUCCACAUUCUGUUGCGAGUUCUUCGAAGCUAUCUGAAAAUCAACCAACUAAUCGAAGUCGAAAAGAAACAAUAAAUGAUGAACAAAAAUCUGCUAGUGACAAUAAUAAUAAGUCUUCUGUACAAUCAAAAUCUAAAACAUCAAAUAAUAAUUCCAAACGAAACUCUUCGACAGAACAGCAACGUUCAAAAUCAUCAACAAAAAACAAUGAAUCGUCGAAGAGUCCAAACGGAAAACCUGGCGAAUUCAUUCAAACAAAACAACAAAGACGUGCAGAACGACAACGACAAAAUAAAAACAAAGAAAAACCAACACCAACACCAACACCUACACAAAUGCCAACUCCGGAAACAAUUCCAUUUUCUCUUGACGAUGAAAAUGCAUUUCCAGCAUUAGGACAUGAAGUACCGAUACAAAUAGCAAAAAAAUCUGAAAAUGAUUCUUCAGCAAAAGAUAAACCGUUCAUUCCAGGAUUAAUUAAUGUAUCAAAAAUAAAAGCGAAACAAACCUACCAAAUAUGUUUAACAGAUAUGUUCAAUGCUUUAAGUACAUCGACGCAAACAAAACAAGAUAAUUCUCUCAAUAAAACAGCAAAAUCAUCACGAAAAACAUUGAAUAGUGCUAAUCCACUUGAUUCAAAUCCAGUGCCUAAACGUGGCAAAGAACGUGAACAACCAAAACCACGUAAGCCAACCAAACUUAAGCGUAUUAUCAAUAAAGAACUUGAAGAAAAUCAAAAACAACGACAACAAUUCCACGUAAAAUCUACAGCAGUCAAACCAACGGAUGAGCAAGAUAUUUCAUGUGAAACUGACACGAACAACGUCAAUGGUAUCGAUAAUUUUAUCAAUGAUCAAUCGAACGACGUCGUCUUUCCUGUUAAUACGAAUGAAUAUAUGAGUGCCUCAUGUACAGAAGAUUCGAAUGAUGGUGACGAUGAUGAUGAUGAUGAUGAUGAUGAUGAUGAUGAUGAUGAUGAAAUACUUGAUCAUGAGCCUACAAGCCAAUUACAAACUCCUUAUGCUCAACAAAUGCCUCAGUCAAAUAUAAAACAACAAAUUCAUGAUGCUGGUUUUCGUGAAUAUUGUUCUCAAUUAAUUGAUCGUCAAUUAGACGAACUGUGCAUUGAAUUAUUAAUAACAUUAAAGCGUUUUCAAGAUCGUAAGAAACAACAACUUCAAGCGAAUCCGGAACGUGCCCGUCGUAAACGUCGUUUUGUUCACGGUAUACGGGAAGUAACAAAACAUUUACGUUUACAACGUUUGAAAUGUGUUCUGAUUGCACCUGAUUGCCAAUCAAUACAAAGUCAAGGCGGCCUGAAUGAUGCUAUUGAGAAAAUAAUAAAUCUUUGUAAAGAACAAAAUACUCCCUAUAUAUUUACGCUUAAUCGUCAAAAACUAGGUCGAUGCUUAAAUAAAACAUCUCGAAUAUCAUCGAUUGGAAUAUUUGAUUAUAGUGGUGCUGAUCAAAUCUAUCGACAAAUUGUUGAUAUCACCUGUGAAAAUCAACGUGCGUAUAAACAAAUUAUUGAUAAUAUAUUAAAUCACGAUGAAUCAAUAACAACACCAUCGCAUGGUUUAAAUAGUCGAGAAUUCUAUAAAAUUCUCCAUCGAACAUUUCAACAGCAACAACAACCACAACUACAAAAACACCAUGUUGUUAAUAUUAUACCCAAUGAAUCUUUAUCGAAAGUUCUACCUAAAGUUCCUGCGCAUUAUGCACAUUCGCGACAAACAUCAGACACAUCAACGAUCUAUAUUGAUCCACAAUUAAUUAAUUCAAUUAAAAAGCAGCAUACACGUGCGUCAAGUGGAACAUUUGAUGUGGGCAAAACAACGACAGCAGCAGCAACAACAACAAAAAAACAUCAACGAACACUCUCCGAUGGAGCGACGAAUGUUGUUAAUGAUACAGCUAUUCAAACGAAACAUCAUUUAAAAACACAUUCGCGUACGCCAUCUGGUUGCAGUGUUAUAAGUCAAAUAGAACAACAAGAUUAUUUUGAACAAUCCAAAAAUAUUCUCAUGAAUAGUACUAAUGACAUCUGUAUUGAGAAUGAGGAAAAUCGUUUAAAAUCAAUUAACGAAGAUACAGAAGAAAAUUCAGCAAAUAUAAAAAGAAAAAAUGUCGAAAAAUGGAUUAAUGACAAUUAA